Sarcophilus harrisii (Tasmanian devil) is the source of this 2557-nucleotide messenger RNA. It is a transcript of the gene KHSRP, whose product is annotated as KH-type splicing regulatory protein. Gene Ontology annotation, biological process: regulation of DNA-templated transcription. The record is from RefSeq and is a predicted model, not a curated record. The transcript is spliced from 19 exons. Gene Ontology annotation, cellular component: nucleus; cytoplasm. Gene Ontology annotation, molecular function: mRNA binding. Bases 163 to 2412 code for a protein of 749 amino acids. NCBI's taxonomy places the organism in Eukaryota, Metazoa, Chordata, Mammalia, Dasyuromorphia, Dasyuridae.
UCCUCCUCUCCCCAGCCGCUCUGCUCCCAGACUCCUUUGCGGCCGUGUGGAGCGAGGCCUUGUUCCCGCGUUGAGCCGCCGCCGCCUCAGCCCGGGCCCAGCCGCGUCGCCUCAGCCCCGUUCGCCCCCCCGCCCCCUGAGGGGACGCCCUGCCCGGCCGCCAUGUCGGACUACAGCACUGGGGGGCCGCCGCCGGGGCCUCCGCCGUCUGCCGGAGGAGGAGGAGGCGCCGGGACCGGAGCCGGAGCCGGGGCUGGCGCCGGGGGAGCCGGGGGGCCGCCGCCAGGAGCGCCGGGCGCCGGGGACCGGGGAGGUGGAGGGGGCGGAGGACCGGGCCCCGGUUCGGCCCCGCCACCCGGAGGGGGAGCCCCGGGAAUCCGCAAGGACGCCUUCGCGGAUGCCGUGCAGCGGGCCCGGCAGAUAGCAGCAAAAAUUGGAGGCGAUGCAGCUACUACUGUCAAUAACAGCACUCCAGAUUUUGGGUUUGGGGGCCAAAAGAGACAGUUGGAAGAUGGAGAUCAGCCUGAGAGCAAGAAACUGGCAGCCCAAGGCGACUCUCUCAGUUCUCAACUUGGGCCUAUCCAUCCUCCUCCCAGGUCUUCAAUGACGGAAGAGUACCGUGUCCCUGAUGGCAUGGUGGGACUAAUCAUUGGCAGAGGUGGUGAACAAAUCAACAAGAUCCAGCAGGACUCAGGCUGCAAAGUACAGAUCUCACCAGACAGCGGUGGCUUACCAGAGCGAAGUGUGUCACUGACGGGAGCCCCAGAAUCAGUGCAGAAAGCAAAGAUGAUGCUGGAUGACAUUGUUUCUCGGGGCCGAGGUGGCCCUCCUGGACAAUUCCAUGAUAAUUCAAAUGGGGGUCAGAAUGGCACAGUGCAGGAGAUCAUGAUUCCUGCAGGGAAGGCAGGAUUGGUGAUUGGCAAAGGCGGGGAGACCAUUAAGCAGCUGCAGGAGCGAGCUGGAGUGAAGAUGAUUUUAAUUCAAGAUGGAUCCCAAAAUACCAAUGUGGACAAACCUCUUCGGAUUAUUGGAGAUCCUUAUAAAGUACAGCAAGCCUGUGAGAUGGUGAUGGAUAUCCUCCGAGAACGUGACCAAGGAGGCUUUGGGGACCGGAAUGAAUAUGGAUCCAGGAUUGGCGGCGGGAUAGAUGUGCCAGUGCCUAGACAUUCUGUUGGUGUGGUCAUUGGCCGGAGUGGAGAAAUGAUCAAAAAAAUACAAAGUGAUGCUGGUGUCCGGAUACAGUUCAAACAAGAUGAUGGAACAGGUCCUGAGAAGAUAGCCCAUAUCAUGGGACCCCCAGACCGGUGUGAGCAUGCUGCCCGAAUCAUCAACGACCUCCUCCAGAGUUUAAGGAGUGGUCCCCCAGGACCUCCCGGGGGCCCGGGCAUGCCCCCUGGAGGCAGGGGCCGAGGUCGAGGCCAGGGAAACUGGGGGCCUCCUGGUGGAGAGAUGACUUUCUCCAUUCCAACUCACAAGUGUGGACUGGUCAUUGGCAGAGGUGGGGAGAACGUGAAAGCCAUAAAUCAGCAAACAGGCGCCUUUGUGGAGAUCUCUCGGCAGCUCCCACCAAAUGGGGACCCUAACUUCAAACUCUUUAUCAUCCGGGGAUCCCCUCAACAAAUUGACCAUGCCAAGCAGCUUAUUGAGGAAAAGAUUGAGGGUCCUCUCUGUCCAGUUGGUCCAGGUCCUGGCGGACCAGGUCCUGCUGGCCCAAUGGGGCCCUUUAACCCAGGGCCUUUCAACCAGGGGCCUCCAGGAGCUCCUCCUCAUGCUGGAGGGCCCCCUCCUCACCAGUACCCACCCCAGGGUUGGGGCAACACCUAUCCACAGUGGCAGCCACCUGCUCCUCAUGACCCAAAUAAAGCAGCAGCUGCAGCAGCAGAUCCCAAUGCCGCCUGGGCUGCCUACUACUCACACUACUACCAGCAGCCCCCAGGCCCCGUGCCAGGUCCAGCACCAGCCCCCACGGCCCCACCUGCCCAGGGGGAACCCCCACAACCCCCACCUACGGGACAGUCAGACUACACUAAAGCCUGGGAAGAAUAUUACAAAAAAAUAGGCCAACAGCCUCAGCAGCCUGGUGCUCCCCCCCAACAGGAUUACACAAAAGCCUGGGAGGAGUACUAUAAGAAACAAGCGCAAGUGGCCACUGGUGGUGGACCCGGAGCCCCCCCGGGCUCCCAGCCUGACUAUAGUGCUGCCUGGGCUGAAUAUUACAGACAGCAAGCCGCCUACUACGGACAGACCCCUGGUCCUGGCGGCCCCCAGCCACCUCCCACACAGCAGGGACAGCAGGCAAGUGGGAAUUGCCACCCUCCUCCUCCUCCUUUUUCCUUCCAACCCCCGGCUACCGUCCAUCCUGCCUUAGUGGGUAGCGCCGGAAAUCCCUUCCCCUGCGGGGUGUGCCCUUGAUGCCAGCGUCGGGGGCCGUGUGGCCGGAGGUCUCCGGGAGUCCCCACAAGACGGGGGACAGUGUGCGCUGGGCCCAGAGGUUAAACAGAAGAGGCCUCCCUCCGCCAGCCUGCUUGUUCCUGUGUAACGCUGUCGUGAUGUUGGG